This is a messenger RNA of Aphanomyces invadans, 993 nucleotides long. RefSeq lists its product as hypothetical. The record is from RefSeq and is a predicted model, not a curated record. Lineage: Eukaryota; Oomycota; Saprolegniomycetes; Saprolegniales; Verrucalvaceae. The transcript has 3 exons. Bases 1 to 993 code for a protein of 330 amino acids.
AUGGCGUGUAUCGCCGUCACUUUCGUCGUCGCCACCCCGUCGACCUCUGCCGACCACUCGUCGGGUUCGCACAUCGUCCCGUUGCUACGCCGGGCCCAAGCCGCUCCCAAACUCUUGCGUCCACACUCUCUCGGCGCUGUUGAAAUCGGCACACCGGAUACCCACGCAACCGCGACGCAGAUUCCGCCCGCCGCGGUUCCUGUUCCUUCAGACUCGACUCCCGUUCCAACACCGUCGCCAACGUCCGCUCCAGAAAUGAAUUCGUCGGUGCUGGUUGGCGUCGUUCUAGGCAGUGUUGCGAUGGUGUUGGUCGUUCUGGCGAUGGUCUUGAUGUGCCGGCGCCGCCAGGCUCAAGUCCGGGCCAAGAUCCUCUUCAAGGGCGGGCCAUCGAACCCGACCACGGAGGCAGACGACCCGGCGAAACACCCGCGCCGCGGCGGAGAGCCGUUCAGCUCUGUCUACGCCACGGACUUUGCUUCGUCCGACUACUGCGACAGCCACUCCCCCAACAACCAAUUUGACGGCAUUCUCGACUCGGAUCCGUUUCGUCGAAAGGACCGCGUCAAGCCCGAGCUCGACCGACCCGCCCCCUUCUUCUCGUACUACCAUCAAGGGAUGCCGUCGCGGCGAUCGUCGCUCGAGUCGCAGGAUUCGUCCAUCAUGUCGUACACAGAGAGCGACCGGAUUCGCGGCACCACGACGUCGUCUGCCGCCGAGGAAACCCCCCGGCAGCACAUGAGCACGUCCAUGAUGGCGCAUCAUCCACCCCACACCCGCGACGACAGCAUGUCCAGCACCGUGACCGCCGGGUACGGCCGGGACAUGUGGGGCAGUUCAUUCGUUCGAUCCAGCGGGGUCUCGACAAGCUUUUCGUCUGCCGGAAUCGACAGCCCAUGCAUUGUCGGCGGCGGCGCGUUCUCGUUGCCGGAAAAGAUGACCAUGCUCGACGACGGCGCGUCCCAGACGUCGUCGCGCGAGUCAUAUGACAUUUAA